GUACCGGGAUGUCCCACAACUUGUACGCGCUCCGAUCGCUAAAUAUUAUAAAAGCAAGAGCAUGCCCUAACCACUCUGCUUAGAACACACGGAUACCACACGGCAAUAUACGCCAUCUGUCACCUGUUGCCAUUGAGGGUCCUACAUCAGAAUACAUCUUAGAAAGUGCCGACCAACUUUCGUCGCCAAACUGUUCUGAACUCGGGCGCAAUGGAGUUACUGGACGGACUAGAGUUUCCGAUGUAUCUGCUCUUGCUUUUGAUUGCAGUCGUCUUGUUUUACCUGUAUGGGACUUGGUCUUUCGGAAUCUGGAAGUCUAUGGGAGUGGAUGGACCGAAACCUCUGCCUUUCUUUGGAAACCUGUGGGAGUUGAACAAAAAGGGAAAUGAAAAGAGCAUUCGUCAAUGGUCACAGACUUAUGGUCGCACUUUUGGAAUCUAUUGUGGGCGUCAGCCAUUGCUGGUUACCACAGACCUUGACAUCUUAAAGGAAGUACUAGUUAAAGAUUUCAACAGAUUUUCAGACAGAUUUGACAAGUUUGAACUGUUGCCAAAGGAAAUUCGAGCUAACCUUUUUGCUAUUGGAGGCGCAGACUGGAAAAGGGUUAGAACCCUACUGACACCUACAUUUAGCUCAGGCAAACUGAAACUGAUGGAGAACUAUAUCGACAGGUGUAGUAAUGAACUCGCUGAAAAUCUUGAGGAGGCCAUUAGGAAAGGUGAAAGAAUCGAAACAAAGAAAUACUUUGGAGCCUACACCCUGGAUGUGAUAUCGAGCACAGCGUUUGGAAUUCAAGUCAAUUCACAGAAAGACCUCAACGACCCCUUCGUCAAGGAUGUGGCCAGUGUUAUGCACGAGGCCACCAGCAGUAACGGGUUGUUGACAGUUCUCGCAGCUUCGGUUCAGGCUCUUGUUCCCUUUAUAAGGCUACUGGCGAUCCAUUUAUUUCCACUAACACGAUGGAAUUCGUUUUUGAGAAAUAUCAAUCGUAUAAUAGAAGAGAGAAAACGGGAAAGAACAAGAAACGCACAAACGGACUUUCUUCAGAUGAUUUUAAACUAUGAGGAAACAGAAGGCUCCAAAAAUGAGCAAAUAAAGUCCUUGUCUCGGACUGAGGUCAUUGCUCAAGCUUUCGUCUUCUUCGUUGCUGGAUAUGACACUACAUCCACCGCCCUUCAGUUCCUGGCCUAUAACCUGGCUUGUUGUCCAGAAGCACAAGAGAAGGUUGUACAGGAGAUCAAAAACCAAAUUGGUGAUGACAAACCUACUUACGAGGGUUUGGCAAAACUAAAAUAUUUAGAGAGCGUCGUCAUGGAAACACUGAGAAUGAUCCCUCCCGUAAACACCGUUAACAGAAUGGCGUCGGAAGAGGUGACUAUUAAAGGAGUUACUAUCCCUAAGGGAGCUGGUGUCUGCGUUCCUAUCGCCAAUGUGAUGAGGGACCCAGAGUAUUUCCCUGACCCUGACGAGUUUAAACCCGAUAGGUUCGUUGAAAGCGCUGAUGGUGUCGUCAACCCUUUCUCUAACCUGGUCUUCGGGUUCGGACCUCGCCAGUGUAUCGGCAUGCGUCUGGCGCUGCUGCAGAUCAAGAUGGCCAUGGUGCACGUGCUCCGGAAGGUCAGAUUUAUCAAGACAGAUGACUUGAAGAACAAUUCAGUAUUUAAAGAGAGAAAAAUAAGUAUCUUUACUGACAUGCCGAUAGAAUCACAUGCUCCAGUUUGCUUUAUCUUCAGAAAACAGCUUGAAAAGACAAGGUCCUACAUCAGACUACAUCUCAGAAAGUGCGGACAAUUGUUGACCAACUUUCGUCGCCAGACUGUUCUGAACUCGGGCGUAAUGGAGCUACUGGACGGACUAGAGUUUCCGAUGUAUCUGCUCUUGCUGUUGAUUGCAGUCGUCUUGUUUUACCUCUAUGGGACUUGGUCUUUUGGAAUCUGGAAGUCUCUAGGAAUUGAUGGACCAAAACCUCUGCCUUUCGUUGGAAACCAGUGGGAGUUAAACAAAAAGGGAAAUGAAAACAGCAUUCGGAAAUGGUCACAGACUUAUGGUCGCACAUUUGGAAUCUAUUCUGGGCGUCAGCCAUUGCUGGUUACCACUGACCUUGACAUCCUAAAGGAAGUACUUGUUAAAGAUUUCAGCAGAUUUACAGACAGAUUUGACAAGUUUGAACUGUUGCCAAAGGAAAUUCAAGCUAACCUUUUCGUUAUUGGAGGCGCAGACUGGAAAAGGGUUAGAACCCUACUGACACCUACAUUUAGCUCAGGCAAACUGAAACUGAUGGAAAACUAUAUCGACAGGUGUAGUAUGGAACUCACUGAAAAUCUUGAGGAGGCCAUUAGGAAAGGUGAAAGAAUCGACACUAAAAAAUACUUUGGAGCCUACACCCUGGACGUGAUAUCGAGCACAGCGUUUGGAAUUCAAAUGAAUUCACAGAAAGAUCUCAACGACCCCUUCGUCAAGGAUGUGGCCAGUGUUAUGGAAGAAGCCACCAGCAGUAGCGGGCUGUUGACAAUUCUCGCAGCGUCGGUUCAGUCUCUUGUUCCCUUGUUAAGGCUACUGGCGAUCCAUUUAUUUCCACUAACGCGAUGGAAUUCGCUUUUGGGAAAUAUCAAUCGUAUAAUAGAAGAGAGAAAACAGAAAAGAACAAACGCACGAACAGACUUUCUUCAGAUGAUUUUAAACUAUGAGGAAACAGAAGGCUCCAAAAAGGAGCAAAUAAAGUCCUUGUCUAGGACUGAGGUUAUUGCUCAAGUUUUCGUCUUUUUCGCUGAUGGAUAUGACACUACAUCCAUCGCCAUUCAGUUCCUGGCCUAUAACCUGGCUUGUUGUCCAGAAGUACAAGAGAAGGUUGUACAGGAGAUCAAAAGCCAAAUUGGAGAUGACAAACCUACUUACGAGAGUUUGGCAAAACUAUCAUAUUUAGACAGCGUCCUGCAGGAAACACUGAGGAUGUUCCCUCCCGUAAACAUCGUUAACAGAAUGGCGUCAGAAGAGGUGACUAUUAAAGGAGUUACAAUCCCUAAGGGAGCUGGUGUCGUCGUUCCUAUCGCCAAUGUGAUGAGGGACCCAGAGUAUUUCCCUGACCCUGACGAGUUUAAACCCGAUAGGUUCAUUGAAAGCGCUGAUGGUGUCGUCAACCCUUUCUCUAACCUGGCCUUCGGGUUCGGACCUCGCCAGUGUAUCGGCAUGCGUCUGGCGCUGCUGGAGAUCAAGAUGGCCAUGGUGCACGUGCUCCGGAAGAUCAGAUUUAUCAAGACAGAUGACUUGAAGGAAACACCCGCAAUAAGGCCAGGAUCAUUUAUGAGUAUACCGGAAAGACCGCUCCUCAUUACAGCGGUACUCAGAGAAGCCGCCACCAAAACCCGAAUGCAACAUUAGGUUCCUUAAAACUUCACAUCUUUCUCCUUUCUGCUGUAUGGAUGUUUUAAGGCUUAUUCUCAUGUUAUUGUUAUUAAGUUUCAAAUUAAAAAGUUAGAGUGUCACUCUCUUGUGUACGUGUGUAUUUGCAUUUUGGAAUGUUUGGUUUAAUUUCAGCAAUUGCAAUUGUGGAUUAAUGAAAUUGUAUUGUAUUUGGAAUGAACAUUCGUCGUAAAAUUUUAUGAACUUUUUAGAAAGUCUGUGUUAAUUACAAAUUCUGCAUAAACAUCAUUGGUAUAUAUCUGAUUAUUUUUACAAAGGGACCUUAAAAUGUGUUAAUACUCGAAAUCGAAAAAAGUGACAAAAAAUUGUCGCCGCCAUUUAUUUGGAUUUAUAGUUAUUGUUUAUAUAUAGAGAGAGCUUCUUUUGUUUUAUGUACAUUUAUUUACCUAACAUAUGUAGACUUUUCGUCGGCUGCUAUUUUAUUGUUAUAUUAGACUGAUAUCGUACCUCUUUUAGUCAAAUUAGAUGUUGUUAAGUGUAUUUUUCUCCCCUAAUUUUUAUUUAAUUUUUUUUUUAAUUUAUCUAUAUUUAUCGGGUUCUUCUUUUACUUUUAGUUAGCUUAUGUAGAGUUUUGGUUUUUAUAGGUUUUGCUGUCUAACGUCCAUUUUGUUGCUAUAUUAAACUUAUUAUAAUAAGUGUGUUGCUGCAAUAUUUAUUCAUCUUGCAAUGUUCUUAAACAAGCAAAGAUUUUGUUUAAAAAAUCUUUAUGUGAGGGUUCUUGCAUAUACAGAUCAUCAUUUCAUUGUAACACGAAACAAGGCAUAUUCUAUUUAUCCAAAAAAUAUAAAUAAGCCGUCCAUAUACAUCAAGAGAAAAAUCUAAACCAAAAAGCAAUAAAAAUGAGAAGAGGAAGUAUCAAAAUUGUGUUAAAUGUAUGAAAUUAUCACAAGUACUUCUGUACAGGACCAUUGUCUUUUACUUUGACUUCAGCACUCAUAGUAAAGGGGCCUCUUUAAAUACCUUGGGAAAUAUUUUGAUUACUGCUUCUUUAGCUAUUUGUUGUUUCAAACUUAUUGAUACCCAGUUUCAGUGUCAAAAAUAAACAUUCUAUUCUUUGUG
Pomacea canaliculata is the source of this 4479-nucleotide messenger RNA. RefSeq lists its product as uncharacterized. The record is from RefSeq and is a predicted model, not a curated record. Lineage: Eukaryota; Metazoa; Mollusca; Gastropoda; Architaenioglossa; Ampullariidae. Bases 211 to 3378 code for a protein of 1055 amino acids. Gene Ontology annotation, molecular function: steroid hydroxylase activity; heme binding; iron ion binding. The transcript has 28 exons.